Molecule: messenger RNA, 1283 nt
Organism: Theobroma cacao (cacao)
Lineage: Eukaryota; Viridiplantae; Streptophyta; Magnoliopsida; Malvales; Malvaceae
Product: Haloacid dehalogenase-like hydrolase (HAD) superfamily protein
Source: RefSeq, a predicted model, not a curated record
CAAUGCUGCUGUUACUAACUUAUGCUUUUAUCUAAUUUGGAGCUGUCAAGGCUGAAAGUGUGAGUAUUGGAGGGAACUUAAACAAAAUGGACUUCCUUGUUUCCAUUUUGUUAAGUUUUCUCCAAUAUCUCAUUUCCAUCCUUCACUCUUUGAGACAAGCAUAUUUGGUCAACAGGGAGAUAGAGAGGGUGUUCUGUCUUAGCAUUGAUCACCCAAGUAGAAGAGACAAGAGAGCGGUCUGGUUCCAAAAAAUGGAAGCUUGCUUGACGAAAUGUUGCAAUAUCAACUCUCUCUUGAGAGCCCUUAAUCCCUUUCGCAGCUCGUCCAUGUCCAUCCACUUCCGCUCUGUUAGAAAUUCGGUUAAAAAGGCAUACGAUGGGCUGCUGUUGGACGCCGCAGGCACUCUUUUGCAAUUGCCGAAGCCCGUGGAAGAGACUUACGCUGCCAUUGGGGCUAAAUACGGACUGAAACUGAGUUCAGCUGAAAUAAAGCAAGGAUUUAAGAGGGCUUUUGCUGCUCCCUGGCCCGAGAAGCUCCGUUAUGAGGGAGAUGGGAAGCCUUUCUGGAAACUUGUUGUUUCUGAAGCCACUGGUUGUUCCAAUGAUGAUUACUUCGAGGAAGUCUAUGAGCAUUAUGCAAAUGGCGAUGCAUGGCGUCUUCCAGAUGGAGCUUAUGAUACGAUAUUCGUUCUCAAAAAUGCUGGAGUUAAAGUGGCUGUCGUGUCCAAUUUUGACACCCGAUUAAGGAGGGUAUUGAAGGACCUCAAUGUCAUAGAUCUGUUGGAUGCUCUAAUUAUAUCUUCAGAGGUUGGUUAUGAAAAACCAGAUGCAAGGAUAUUCAAAGCUGCUUUAGAUCAAAUUGGCCUGGAUGCCGGCAAGGUGGUGCAUGUUGGGGAUGAUCAAAAGGCAGAUAAGGUGGGAGCCAAUGCUGUGGGCAUCGAUUGCUGGUUGUGGGGUAGAGAUGUUAAAACUUUUGCAGAUAUACAGACGUUCCUCCUCAUCUCCGAUUCGUCAUAGCUUCCAAUACUUUUUUGACUCCGCAAAUGGGAAAUAAAGUCUUGUUAUGAUGGGGUAGGCCAUUGAUUUGACCUCCAUGAUUGUUCCACAUGGUAGCAAUGGUGCUUUUACUCCUAAUUGGAUUGAACAGUCACACAUAUUCACUUACUUUUUAUUUAUUUGAAUUCUGGAAUAAGGGAUUCUUGUAUGUAUCCGAAGCUUUUACGGUUGUUAAGCAUAUUGAAAAAUUUUCUAUAUUGGGAAACCCAUAGUUGUUUACUUAUUUGA